Molecule: messenger RNA, 3944 nt
Organism: Gloeophyllum trabeum ATCC 11539
Lineage: Eukaryota; Fungi; Basidiomycota; Agaricomycetes; Gloeophyllales; Gloeophyllaceae
Exons: 7
Coding region: 319-3258 (979 amino acids)
Biological process (GO): positive regulation of DNA-templated transcription
Cellular component (GO): Set1C/COMPASS complex
Source: RefSeq, a predicted model, not a curated record
GGCUCGCCACCACUCGACGCGUCUGCGAGUCUCUCUCCUGUCGUGGACACCCGAGUCACAGCCCAACGUUACACCGUGCAUCGCGUCAAUAGCGAGCUAGAGCCAUCCAGGUCGUCGCAUUCUACCCGUACCACGCUCCCCCUCGACUCUGCGCGCAGUCCCCGAUUUUCUACAGCAGAGUCUCAUCACUUCCCCUCUUAUAAUCCGCAUCAAUACUCGUUCCCCGCUCCUCCAGCCAACUUCACUACUCCUCAGUACGCAUCAUAUUCUCGACCUGGGUCAUCCUCGUCUGCUAUUCCCGAGUCGCACUCGCCCGUAAUGUCUUUCCGAUACUCACAAUCUCCAGAGCAAAUGAGGAUAUCCCCACUUCGAUCUCCUGUCAUUCCUUAUGCUCAGUUGCAGUCCCGCUCAAGCAUGUCCCCUACGCACGGAGCACGGGCAGAGGCAACGUCUCCUUCCAACUACUAUUACCCCCAAAGCCAAGCCGCUCGCGCACCCUUGUCGAUCCAGACUUAUGCGUCAUCCAGCCACGGAUUCUCUCUCGAGUCAGAGCGCACGGCGCCCAGUCCCUACGGUCAUGCUCACACAGUCCAGCAGCCCCAGUCUAAAUCCGUGUCUUCUUCUUAUCCUCCGACGUCAUCCCCAACGGUCUCGAAGGCGCAAGUACAAUCCCCGCUGUCUGGGUUAGAAGCACUUGUUCAGGCAGCCACAGAGGAACGGCGGCGGCUAAGCGGGGGUUCGGAACCGGGCGGGGUCAGUGCGAUGCGGAUGAGUUUGAGUCCUGUAGCCAACCGCUCCGCUGCUAAGGAGUACGCGGUGUACCAAGAGCCCCAAUUCCCUCAGAAUGAGCAGCCAUAUCGCCUCCAGUCCCCAGUACUUCCAGACUCCGUGCGUAAUGCAGGAUCUGAGCCUCCUCGAAAGAGACGACGAAGCUCAGGAUCUCCUGGUCAAGUACCCCAACAUUACACUGCGAAUGUGGAGCAAGCACCAUCCCCUCCGGUCGUCAGCGUUCCAGCACCAAGGCAGGCUCACUCUAUCUCACCAGAUAGACAUCCCCUUUCACCGGCACCUGCCCUAGACGAAGUACCUGAGUACGCUAUACGUCGGGCGGAGAUACCUGAAUCUUCAACGAGGAAUCGGGAUCCGCCACCCGGUGAUGCCGAACAAGACGCUCAUGAGUGGUUCAUGGAGCAGUAUGGAGCGUCGUCGCGGUCCUCAUCCUCGCCCUAUCCUUCUCCUCGCGGGAGCCCUGUCGCGUCGCGCCGAGGCAGGGACCGCAGUAUUGAAUCGGAGAUGCAGCAGCCCUUGCCCACACCCACUGAGUUUUCGGAGGUGGUCCCUGUUGACUCACCGAAGCCCCCUUCUAGGAAGUCUAGCCCGUCUACCCCAACGCGGGCCUUGGAGGAAGUGUUGGACGACGCGAUCUCUGUUAAAGAGGAGGCUGUGACUGUGGCCGAUACAGACGUGGAUAGAGAUAUUGAAGGUGCUCUUGGACUAGACGAGCCUGCCCCUGUUCCUGCGGUCAAUUCCUUCGAUGUUGAAGACGAGCUCCUGAGUUUAGUGGAUGAUCAUAAGGAUCAGAAACCCGCCUUGGCGCCUCGCUCUCCGGAAGCCCACCGUCGUAAACAGGACCAUUCACCCGCCCAGGCACCCUUCAAAGCACCUUCGACGCCGGCUCCAAGUCAUAAACGCAGCGCUUCUCGUAAUGCCCUGCCGAGUGCUCCCAUGCCCGAGCAUGAAUUAAUGCCUCCUCCAUCCAUCAUGCGUAGCUCAAGCGGCAGUAAAGAUAAGACCGCUGCUGCGGAUCGUUCGAAGUCUUCCAGCAAAAAAGAAGAGCCUGCGAAGAGCGAUGUCACGACAGGUCCCUCUCUGCAGGCGAAAAAGAAAUCUGCGUCCAAGCCAAAGGCCCCUCCAAAGCCGAAGAAGACUGCUUCUGGUACGAAAGCUAAGUCUAGAGUGAAAGCGCUUCAGGACGAGGACGCUUCCUCCGCACCUGCGAGAAGCAAAAAGGCUUCUCCCUCCACUGGUGGAGCCAAAAGUAGGGCGAAGUCUGGUUCCGUGGCUAGGUCAAGAUCUACUUCAGUUCUCCCCAUCCGACUGGGAUCGGCUGCGCCUGAUCCGGAGACCAUAAGGAAGGAGGAUGAGGACGUCCAAGAAGACGAGGAGGACCUUGCAGACAAAGCCGACGAUGACAAGCUCUAUUGUAUCUGUAAGACUAAGUACGACGAAGACAAAGUCAUGAUUGCAUGCGAUCGAUGCGACGAAUGGUACCAUACGCUAUGCGUUAAUAUGCCCGACUUAGAAAUCGAUCUCGUCGAUACCUUCAUUUGUCCCCCUUGCGUCGAGAACAAUCCUCAGCUCUCCCUUGAAACGACAUACAAACGACGUUGCUUCGCCGGGCUCCAGCAUCCCAGUCCCUCUUCUCCCAGCGCGUGUCAUAAGCCUGCCCGCGGCGCUUUAUCCAAGUACUGCUCUGACGAGUGCGGGGUGAAGUACAUGCAGCAGCGCAUAGAUGCAUGGACAGCCAAAGGAGGCAGUACGCGACUACUCUGGGAUUCGGUUAAGAAUGCAGAGAGGCGAGAGGGGGUGGUUGUUCAGGCGGACAGACUGAGCUUGUUGCAAUACGAUCCGACCGGCGCAUCCGUUCUGGCAGCCGAGUGCAGUGUUAAACAUGAUCGGGAAGUGGAACGCCUCCGGUCGCGACUGGACAGAGUGAUGAAGACCCGUGAGCAGCUAAAGAAAGAGAUGGAAGUGGUGAUAUGGCGUCAGAAGCUGGUUGAGCUUGCCUCAGAUAGGGCCAACAGGGUGGAUGAAUGUGGCUGGGACCAGCGACUCUGCUUCGACGAUGAGGAGUGGGCCGAGUUCGGUGCUGGGGUGCUGGAGAGCUACGAGGAAUCUCAAGAGGACGUGGAUCAAACUGUGAACGGCAUGCAGGUGGACGGACCUGUGGCCGAACACGGAGAGUGGUGGUGCAAAGGAAAGAAGAAGUGCGAUCGACACGCCGGGUGGCAGAAGCUCCGGAUUGCUGAGGUGGACUUCGAGAAGGAAACCAAAGAAGCGACCAUCGCAAAACUCACCACUCAGGAGCGAGAGCUCCGCAAGCGAAUCGAGGAUAUACUGGAGCCGAAAGACACGAAAAUGUCCAAGAUGCCCCUAAAACCAUCGAAUACAAAGCCUGCAGUCAAUGGCCAUUCUAGUGUGAAGGUUAAUGGAGAUGCUGGCCGGAAGGGCAAGAAAAGGAAAGCAGAAUUCGCAUAGACUCUUGUAAUUGUUAGGAUCCGUGAUAUCUACCGUCUUUUGCCUCGGCAAGUUCUGCACAAUGCUGUCCAUUCACGACCAUGUCUCCGCGAAGACAGCUUCAUUCUACAUGGGUUAAACAGAGAUAUGUCCUACCCUGUUAUAGCAUAUAUAUGGAGUUGAGGCGUAAUGAAUCUGCCAUGAAUAUCUCCAAGUUGAUGCCGAGUAGGGCAGUAUUAGCCGUCAGUAUCCGUCACCUUCGCCGCCCUCUUUACAGAAGCCCCUCUGCUCGUACAGCACAUUGGCCUUGUAUUCUUCCCGGUGCUUCUUUGCGGCGAUGUCCUCUUUGUGGUAUGGUUCGAGCGUAUUCCACUCAACCUGUCGCAAGGGCACAUCGUCUUCCUGAUCCAAAUCUAUUUCGCCAAGCAGAACUACGUUCUCCCCGCGAAUGAGGUAUAGUCCUUGCCACCUCUCCGCGAAGACAUCUGCAUGGUAUAUGCGUUCCACAGUAUCCUCGAGAACUAGGUUCGCAAACUGAUCAUAUGACCUUAGGACACCAAUUAACUUCCGGCCGUCUCUCAAUACCACCAUCAUCUUUCCUGUCCCAACCGAACGUGAACGGCAGCAAUAUCACGGUAGGCUCAGGUUUCUUGAGUGGUGGCACGGUUAGACUGUGGUAGACGUACUGUCCACACAAUCCACAAGAG